Molecule: messenger RNA, 1559 nt
Organism: Zingiber officinale
Lineage: Eukaryota; Viridiplantae; Streptophyta; Magnoliopsida; Zingiberales; Zingiberaceae
Product: protein PHYTOCHROME KINASE SUBSTRATE 4-like
Exons: 1
Coding region: 51-1460 (469 amino acids)
Biological process (GO): phototropism
Source: RefSeq, a predicted model, not a curated record
CUCUCAACUGUGUUUCCCCUUUAGGAACUUCUUGCGUUGAGACAGUGACGAUGGAGUACUACGCGGGAGUCACUUCGAGCUUCGCGCACGUCCCGUCCACUCUCCCAUCCGCUCCUCCAAAGCCACUCAGAUCACAAGCCGCUCUAGUACUCUCUCCCCGCCCCGCUGUCUCCGUCGCCAGCAUCGCCGGCCCCUGCUUCCACGACCCCGAGAUCGGCAUCUUCGACGCCGACCGCUACUUCAACGACGAAACUCACGAGCCACCCGUCAAUCGCACCAAAUUUAUCAUCGCACCGGCCGAAAGGUGCGGUGAUCUCCACCGGAGAGACGACGGCCACGCUAAGCUCGGCCGCAGCCUUUCGACCCGCUCGACGCCGACCGCCUCGUCCGAAACCAGCUGCAACAGCCGGUCGGGCCUCCUCCCCUACUCUGUCCGCGUCAAUUCCUUGCCUUUGAAGGAUCCGGCCUCCAGGUCUCCGUCCUCCGCCGGCCGCCGCCUCUUCCGCGGCAACUGCUCUUGCUCGGGAAAGAAGGCGGUUGAUGUUGACGAGAAGUGCCCGGAACCCAAAAGCCCGCUUCGCUCUGCUUUGGAGCUGAAUUCCUCUGUUAUCUCGAAAUAUCCCAUCUUUCGAGCAGGGCAAAUGGGUUUGAGUAGCAUUCCGGAGAGAGCCGCGAUCGACGAGAUCAUGAACGAAUUUGGCGUCGAGGAGCUGGUGAGAAACGUGAAGAUGAUAUCUCCUACAAAUUGUCCCCCAAAUCCCAGCCUCUUUAGCGCUUCCACUCGAUUAUCUCCGUCGAGAACAUUUCUGCCAGAAGUUGAUCGCCUGACCGUGAGCUCGUCCGCCGGCUUCUCCUUCCCCAUCUUGAAUGACUCUCCCUCCGAAGAGCCUCCGCGGGAAUCAUUAGAAGUCUACCGGCCCACGAUGGAGACGGCGGCGAAUGCUCCGUCAGAUUUCCAACGCCUCUCUGUCGUUUUCCCGUUCUCCGACGACGAAGCCCGCCGUAGCUUUACCUUUCCGGUUAUUCCGAAGCUCUCGGUGGAUGACGACGCGGCGAGCGACGCAAGCUCGGACCUUUUCGAGAUAGAGAGCUUCUCCAAUCAGGCGACGUACCGCCGGCGCGAUUCCCUCGAGCAGGUACGGCAUGGCGUCGAUCUGGAGGCGAAUCCGUCCAUCGCGCGCAGCGAGUGCUACGCCCCGAGCGAGGUGAGCAUCCAAUGGAGCGUCACCACCGCGGAAGGCUUUGACCGCGCAAGCCUGGCCAACUUCUCCAGCGCUGCCUCUCGCUGCGGCGACCUCGGCCUCGUCCAGGCAGAGCAACAGCGGUUGUCCGGCAGCGGCAGGAGGAGAUGCAGCGGCCUUCUGAGCUGCCGGAGCAAGAAGUCGGUGAGCGUCAGCCCCAAGCCGGUCCGACCGGGCUCGGUUCGACCGACAACAAACCGAGCGAUUUGGGGUCGCUAAAGCAAUUGCGCCUUGUUAGGAGAAGCUUCACAUGUUAAUCGCAUCAUCCGGUGUUAUCAAUUAUUACAAUUACUCUAUUAAUUAGUAAAUGGACGUAGA